AUGUACAAAAUUACUUCUAAAUUGAAGCUUUGUGGAGAUAAUAUCAGUAACUAUGAUAUGCUUGAAAAAACAUUCACAACGUUUCUCCAUGUCUCCAGUAUGGUCCUACAACGGCAGUAUCAAGAGAAAAGUUUCAAAAAACACUCCGAGAUGCUUUCUGUUCUCCUUGUGGCUAAACGAAAUAAUGAGUUGCCCAUGAAAAAUCACGAUAAUCAACCUACUAGGUCUACACCAUUACCCGAAGUGAAUGAGGUAUAUUUCCAUUAUGCUAAGCGUGAAAAAGGUUGUGGCCCUGUUUGUGGUCGUGGCCGUGGACAUUGCCAAGGAAGAACUUUUUCUAGUAUUAAUCAUCCCCCAAAGAAAAAUAGCCACCAAAAGUGGAAAGGGAAAGAUGAGAAGCCAAAAGCAAAGGAAUCAGAAACUAGAUGUUAUCGUUGUAGUGAAAAAGGGCAUUGGGCAAAUAUUUAUCGUACAACAAGACAUUUGGUUGUGAUUUAUCAAGCAUCUAAAAAGAUUUAA
Molecule: messenger RNA, 519 nt
Organism: Nicotiana attenuata
Lineage: Eukaryota; Viridiplantae; Streptophyta; Magnoliopsida; Solanales; Solanaceae
Exons: 1
Coding region: 1-519 (172 amino acids)
Source: RefSeq, a predicted model, not a curated record